Candida tropicalis MYA-3404 is the source of this 1389-nucleotide messenger RNA. RefSeq names its product serine--tRNA ligase (gene SES1). Gene Ontology annotation, molecular function: tRNA binding; ATP binding; serine-tRNA ligase activity. The record is from RefSeq and is a predicted model, not a curated record. Gene Ontology annotation, biological process: seryl-tRNA aminoacylation. The transcript has a single exon. Gene Ontology annotation, cellular component: cytosol. Bases 1 to 1389 code for a protein of 462 amino acids. NCBI's taxonomy places the organism in Eukaryota, Fungi, Ascomycota, Pichiomycetes, Serinales, Debaryomycetaceae.
AUGUUAGAUAUUAACGCCUUUAUUGUUGAAAAAGGAGGUAAUCCUGAUCUUAUUAAAGCUUCUCAAAAGAAAAGAGGUGAUUCCGUUGAAUUGGUUGACGAAAUUAUCUCUGAUUACAAAGAAUGGGUUAAAAUUAGAUUUGAUUUAGAUGAACACAACAAGAAAUUAAAUACCAUCCAAAAGGAAAUCGGUAAGAAAUUCAAAGCUAAAGAAGAUGCUUCUGAAUUGGUUGCUGAAAAGGAAAAAAUUGCUGCUGAAAAGAAGGAAUUAAUUGAAAAAGAAGCCGAAGCUGAUAAGCAAGUACGUUUCAAAGUUAACCAAGUUGGUAACAUUGUUCACGAAUCUGUUGUUGAUUCUCAAGAUGAAGAAAACAACGAAUUGGUUAGAACUUGGACUCCAAAAGAUUACAAAAAAAUUGAACAAGUUGCUGCUGGUACUAAUGCCCCAGCCAAAUUAUCUCAUCACGAAGUUUUAUUAAGAUUAGAUGGUUACGAUCCAGAUAGAGGUGUAAGAAUUGUUGGUCACCGUGGUUAUUUCUUGAGAAACUAUGGUGUUUUCUUGAACCAAGCCUUGAUUAACUACGGUUUGUCAUUCUUAGCCAAGAAAGAUUACGUUCCAUUGCAAGCUCCAGUUAUGAUGAACAAAGAUGUCAUGGCCAAGACUGCUCAAUUGUCCCAAUUUGAUGAAGAAUUGUAUAAAGUCAUUGAUGGUGAAGACGAAAAAUACUUGAUUGCUACUUCUGAACAACCAAUCAGUGCUUACCAUGCUGGUGAAUGGUUUGAAUCCCCUCAAGAACAAUUGCCAGUUAGAUACGCUGGUUACUCAUCUUGUUUCAGAAGAGAAGCUGGUUCUCACGGUAAGGAUGCUUGGGGUAUUUUCAGAGUCCAUGCUUUUGAAAAGAUUGAACAAUUUGUUUUAACUGAACCAGAAAAAUCUUGGGAAGAAUUCGACAGAAUGAUUGGAUGUUCAGAAGAAUUCUACCAAUCUUUGGGAUUACCAUACAGAGUUGUUGGUAUCGUUUCUGGUGAAUUGAACAAUGCUGCCGCUAAGAAAUACGAUUUGGAAGCUUGGUUCCCAUUCCAACAAGAAUACAAAGAAUUGGUUUCUUGUUCAAACUGUACUGAUUACCAAUCCAGAAACUUGGAAAUUAGAUGUGGUAUCAAACAACAAAACCAACAAGAAAAGAAAUACGUCCACUGUUUGAACUCCACUUUGAGUGCUACUGAAAGAACCAUUUGUUGUAUUUUGGAAAACUACCAAAAGGAAGAUGGUUUAGUUGUUCCAGAAGUUUUGAGAAAAUACAUUCCUGGUGAACCAGAAUUCAUUCCAUUUGUCAAGGAAUUGCCAAAGAACACCACUUCUGCAAAGAAAAGCAAGGCUAAAAACUAG